AUGUUAGGCGAAAGCAACGCAUCCUCGCUGUAUGCAUUCGCAUCUAUGUUGGAUACAUCCGACGACAGCCCGGCGACAGUCGGCGACAAUUUGUCGCCAUCGUUCGCUGCUUCCAACAAUUCACUACAACCGUUUAUGGAAUCAGUAACAUUGGCUGCCGUAUUACUAUUGCUGAUACUCGCUUGUGUUAUCGGUAACCUGUUGGUCAUCGUUGCUAUAGCCUGUGAACGCGAUUUACGCGGUCGACCACAGUACUAUCUGAUAUUCUCGCUUGCUGUCGCCGAUCUUAUCGUGAGUUUAUACUUUUUCUGA
Molecule: messenger RNA, 312 nt
Organism: Haemonchus placei
Lineage: Eukaryota; Metazoa; Nematoda; Chromadorea; Rhabditida; Trichostrongylidae
Source: the annotation of a GenBank genome assembly